AUGGAGCCCGAACCGGAGCCCGGGACGGUGGAGAUUCCCGCGGGGCGCGUGCUGAGUGCCGCGGAGCUCCUCGCCGCCCGCUCGCGGUCCCAGAAGCUGCCUCAGCGGUCGCAUGGCCCCAAGGACUUCCUCCCCGACGGCUCGGCGGCCCAGGCCGAGCGGCUGCACCGGUGUCGCCAAGAACUCUGGCAGUUGCUGGCGGAGGAGCGGGUGGAGCGCCUGGGCAGCUUGGUGGCCGCCGAGUGGAGACCCGAAGAGGGCUUUGUGGAGUUGAAGUCUCCUGCGGGUAAGUUCUGGCAGACCAUGGGCUUCUCAGAGCAGGGCCGGCAGCGGCUGCACCCCGAAGAGGCCUUAUACCUGCUGGAGUGUGGCUCUAUUCAGCUCUUCCAUCAAGACUUGCCACUGUCUAUCCAGGAGGCCUACCAGUUACUGCUGAACGAGGACACCUUGAGUUUCUUGCAAUACCAGGUCUUCAGCCACCUGAAAAGACUGGGCUAUGUAGUUCGACGAUUCCAACCAAGCUCUGUCCUGUCCCCUUACGAGAGGCAGCUUAACUUGGAUGGCUACACCCAGCGCCUGAAGGACAAGGCUGGCAAGAGGAAGAAGAACGAUAACUCUUGGUCCAUUAAUAAGAAAGCCAAGGCCCUGGAGAACUCUGUGCCAGCUGCAAGCCUGGCAGCUGCCAGUCCACCUGCCUGUGACCAGAACCACCAAUGCCCAGAGGAGAAACCCCAGGAGUCAACCUCUAGAAAGAGCCCAGGGAGUCCCUUUCAGUCUCUGGGGUCCCUGGAGCCCUGCCUUGGUCUGGCCAGGGAGGCCAUGGGGUGUGGCCAGGAAAGGGACAAAAUAAAAAAUGGAGUCAAGGGGGCUUAUAAGCCACGCUGGAACUUUGAGCAGAUUUCCUUCCCCAACAUGGCUUCCGAUAGCCGUCACACCCUUUUAUCUGCCCCAGCCCCAGAGCUACUCCCGGCCAACGUCACUGGGCGGGAGACCGAUGCCGAGUCCUGGUGCCAGAAGUUGAACCAGCGGAAGGAGAAGCUCUCCCGACGUGAGCAGGAACAACAAACAGAGGCCCGGCGAUUCCGGGAAGACUUAAACGCAGAUCCAGAGGUGCAGCGCUGCUCCAGCUGGCGGGAGUACAAGGAGCUGCUGCAGAGACGGCAACUGCAAAAGAGCCAGCACUGCCCCCCACACCUGUGGGGCCAGCCUGUCACCCCCUUGCUGAGCCCCAGCCAGGCACACUCUCCAGCCACAGUCCUUCAGCAGAUCUCUGUACUACAGACCACACACCUUGCUGAUGGAGGUGCCCAACUGCUGGAGAAGUCUGGAGGCUUGGAGAUCAGCUUUGAUGUUUACCAGGCUGAUGCUGUGGCUACGUUCAGGAAGAAUAACCCUGGCAAACCCUAUGUCCGGAUGUGCGUCAGUGGAUUUGAUGAACCUGUUCCAGACCUAUGCAGCCUCAAGCGGUUGUCCUAUCAGAGUGGGGAUGUUCCUCUGAUCUUCGCGCUGGUGGAUCAUGGUGACAUCUCCUUCUACAGCUUCAGGGACUUCACACUGCCCAGAGAUCUGGAGCACUGACCACACAGCUCUGGAGAACUUGGACUGUCUGUUCUCAGGGACCUUGGCAACUGCCUCCCAUAUCAGACUCUGACCUGGAGCAUUAGUAGCCUGUAUGGGCCUUGGUCCUAGGUGCCUAAUGCUUGCAGGAGAGUCCAACCCUGCACUGUGCUCCCUCCCUCUUGCCUGGCCUGCUGCUGCUGCUGCUGCUGCUGCUGAGCCUGUGCUUCCAAGCCUCAGGCCUGAGAGUGACCCCCUUGGAACUCGGACUCCAGAGGCCCAGGAGAUGGGGUAGAAGAGGACUCUGUGCCUUUUAAUGAGGAUGCCUGCUUCGUGCCAUAAAGCCAAAGCCAUUAAAAAUAGA
This is a messenger RNA of Dipodomys ordii (Ord's kangaroo rat), 1921 nucleotides long. It is a transcript of the gene Tsen54, whose product is annotated as TSEN54 tRNA splicing endonuclease subunit. Lineage: Eukaryota; Metazoa; Chordata; Mammalia; Rodentia; Heteromyidae. Gene Ontology annotation, biological process: tRNA-type intron splice site recognition and cleavage. The transcript is spliced from 11 exons. Bases 1 to 1578 code for a protein of 525 amino acids. The record is from RefSeq and is a predicted model, not a curated record. Gene Ontology annotation, cellular component: tRNA-intron endonuclease complex.